AUGAUCCCGCUAAACCUGCUCAAUCUGUUCUUCAUCACCUCAACACUAGAUGAUGAGUGUGAGGAGCACACUGGGAUGAAAACCUACGACGUCUCCCUUUACAAGCGUGGUGACCUUUUGGAGGUGCCCAGGACUCUUUUUAAACAUUUUGGCAUCUAUUUAGGCGAGGACCGUGUCGUUCAUCUUAUCCCAGACGUUCUACCGGUGUUCACUAGAGAAAGGUCUAUUGUUGGGCAGGCGGUGACCAAUGAUAGACUGAUUUUGGGGGUUUUGGCCAAAGUUGCCAGUGUCCGUGUGGAUUCUGUGGUGGAUUUUGCAUACGGUGCUCCGAUUCAAGUCAACAGAAUGGACAGUACGGUCAGUGUACAGCCGCUGACCGGAGAGGAAGUGGCACAGCGGGCAGAGAAGCUGAUUGGAUCGGUCUCCUACAGCUUACUUUGGCACAAUUGUGAACAUUUUGUCAUGUAUUGUCGCUAUGGUGUUGCGGUCAGCUUCCAAACCUAUCAGUUUUGUAAAGCUGUAAGGAUGAUCCUCUUCAGCAAAAAGAUGGCCUUCCUGUCAGCAGUGAUCGGGGGCUUUGUCGUUUUGUAUCUAGGCACUAUGACACCUCUCAACACCCUCCUCACUGUCCUCAUCCCCUUUACCAUCUGGAUGGCAUCUUGAAGACACUCGGGGUGGAAUUUGUCCUUUAAUGUUGAUCCAGAAAAAGUCACAAAAGCAUCAACUCUACCAACAACUGUUCUUCACCAAACUAUAAAUGUCAGUGGUGUUGAUGGAUUAUUCAUGGCACAUUUCAGUAAAUGUUUAAUGAUGCUAUGUGGCAUCACAUGAAAUAGUUAUAGAAUAUAUGCCCUUCAUUUCAUUAGUGCGCUACA
This is a messenger RNA of Xyrauchen texanus (razorback sucker), 875 nucleotides long. Its product is annotated as lecithin retinol acyltransferase family protein. Gene Ontology annotation, molecular function: phosphatidylcholine-retinol O-acyltransferase activity. Gene Ontology annotation, biological process: retinol metabolic process. NCBI's taxonomy places the organism in Eukaryota, Metazoa, Chordata, Actinopteri, Cypriniformes, Catostomidae. The record is from RefSeq and is a predicted model, not a curated record. The transcript has 2 exons. The coding region runs from base 1 to 663 and encodes 220 amino acids.